Messenger RNA from Tripterygium wilfordii, 1061 nucleotides. RefSeq names its product non-specific lipid transfer protein GPI-anchored 19-like. The record is from RefSeq and is a predicted model, not a curated record. NCBI's taxonomy places the organism in Eukaryota, Viridiplantae, Streptophyta, Magnoliopsida, Celastrales, Celastraceae. Gene Ontology annotation, molecular function: lipid binding. Bases 116 to 721 code for a protein of 201 amino acids. The transcript has 3 exons. Gene Ontology annotation, biological process: lipid transport.
UCUUCUCACCAAAUUCAAUCAAACAUUUUUUGACCAUCAACACCAUAACUCUCAACACCCAAAACCAAUCUCUCCUCACUUCUUGAACAAUCCAUUUAGCCCAAAAAAAACAUCAAUGGGUUCGAGAUUGAUCGAUACAAGUCUAGCCCUGGUCCUGGUAGCUCUGCUAUGUGGUGGAGCUGCAGCUCAGUCAGGCUGCACUAGUGCAAUCACAAGCCUGGCACCUUGCCUCAACUACAUAACAGCAAAUUCAUCAACUCCAUCAUCUUCUUGCUGCACACAGCUUGGAAAUGUCAUCCAGUCCUCGCCACAAUGUCUCUGUGCAUUGUUGAGUGGAACUGGAUUUAAUUUGGGAAUAACUAUAAACCAAACUCUUGCUCUUUCACUCCCUGGUGCAUGUAAUGUGCAAACCCCACCAAUGAGUCAGUGUAAUGCUGUUGCUAAUGGACCAUCAAGUUCUGCAGCUCCACCAGUAAGUUCCCCUGCCAGUUCACCAUCAGAAUCUCCUGCUAGUUCUCCAUCAGAUUCUUCUAAUAAUGGAACUCCUGAUGAACCUGCAGCAACUACACCACCAACCUCAACUGUUCCUUCAGGGACAGGAAGUAAAACAGUACCAACAACAGAUGUUCCAUCUGAUGGAAGGAUCAUGAAAGCACCACUUCACUUCUUGCUCUUCCUUCUCUUCAUUGCAUCUACUGCUUCCUCUGUUGUCAUAUUCUGAGUUUGUUUUGGUGAAGACAUGUGUGGCCUGUUCAUGGAGUGAAGAGGAUUAUUCAGUUAUUUUUCGUAAGCAUAUAUUUAUGCUAUACUCUUUAUGAUAUUCUUGUUUGUUUGUAUUUGGUGAAGAGGAGUUGUUUUCAUAUUUUGUAGACCAUUCUGAUAUCUUGUACCCAUUUUUGUUUUCCUUUUGAAUUAUUUUACUUUCAUAUGUGUGUGAGUGAUUCUUUUGAGAGAAACUUCUUUCUUUCUUUGUUAUUGGAUGGACUAUUCAUAUGUACCUCAUCAAUAAAGAUUUGACAAAUUAACAAAUUAUGAUACAUGAGAUUUGGUUGUAAGAUGGA